AUUCAAUAAUCAAUUAAUUGCACUCAUUCUUGCAUUAUGUGAAUAAUUAUCAGUUCUAAACAUGCAUUGUUCUUCUCUAUGCUUAUUUCAUGAUCUAUUUUACUGCGCUCAUAUGACAGACAGUUAGUAGUUGGAGCAUAUCUCUGGGGCCGCUGAGCCGUAGGAGCGUGUAUUAAUCCUGCUGUUUGUCUCAUUGCAACCAGCACUAGUAGGUCAAACGAACGACUGAAAUGAACGAGUCACUCAGAAAAACGAAAAAUCGAGUCAGUGAAAAUAGUCGUUCAAAAAUAAUGAAUCGUUCGCGAAGUGUACAUCACUAUUUUGGUUGCCUAAAGCCACCGUAUCUACUCCAGUGGGCAAUGUAGUGUAUAACACACGUGCGUAGUUUUCUAUCGCCAUUUCAAACGUUAAAAUAUGGCAGGCUUGGAAUUAUUGUCAGAUCAAGGAUAUCGUCUUGAUGGAAGAAAACCUGCUGAACUGCGGAAAGUACAAGCUCGUAUGGGUGUAUUUGCCCAAGCUGACGGGUCUGCGUACAUAGAACAGGGAAAUACCAAAGCGCUGGCAGUUGUGUAUGGUCCUCAUGAAGUGCGAGGCUCCCGCAGCAAGACCCUCCAUGACCGUGCUGUCAUCAACUGCCAAUACAGCAUGGCUACCUUCAGUACAGCGGAGAGGAAGAGAAGACCCCACGGGGAUCGCAAGUCCACAGAGAUGAGCCUUCACCUCAAGCAGACUUUUGAGGCAGCAGUGUUGACUAAUCUGUACCCACGCUCUCAAAUAGACAUUUAUGUCAAGAUCUUGCAGUCAGAUGGAGGGAACUACAGCGCGUGUGUGAACGCCGCCACUCUGGCAGUAGUCGAUGCGGGCAUCCCCAUGCGUGACUAUGUGUGCGCCUGCACUGCAGGCUUUGUGGAUGAGACCCCAUUGGCAGACCUGUGCCAUGCUGAAGAGAGUGGAGGGGGCACAUCACUGGCCCUGGCAUUGUUGCCCCGUGGCGGGCACAUCGCCCUGCUACAGAUGGACGCCCGUCUCCACCAGGACCACCUAGAGACACUGAUGGAGGCAGCAAUGACGGCCUGUAAGGGCGUCAGCAAAGUGUUGGACGAGGUGGUAAGGCAGCAUCUACAGGAGGUGUCUGCGCUGACUGGAGAGUGAUGUAGCUUGGACUUUGCGGUAGAUUGGUCUGCGUGAAAGGCAGGGGAGGUAGAGGAGCAGAUGGAGUAAACUUUUUUUUAUUGUACAAUCGUGUUAUGCUUUUGUAUGAAAUGCUUGAUAAAAAAUGAAAUCUAAACCCA
This is a messenger RNA of Salvelinus sp. IW2-2015, 1292 nucleotides long. It is a transcript of the gene exosc4, whose product is annotated as exosome component 4. NCBI's taxonomy places the organism in Eukaryota, Metazoa, Chordata, Actinopteri, Salmoniformes, Salmonidae. Gene Ontology annotation, biological process: poly(A)-dependent snoRNA 3'-end processing; rRNA catabolic process; U4 snRNA 3'-end processing. Gene Ontology annotation, cellular component: nucleolus; cytoplasmic exosome (RNase complex); nuclear exosome (RNase complex). The record is from RefSeq and is a predicted model, not a curated record.